Schistosoma bovis is the source of this 5681-nucleotide messenger RNA. The record is from the annotation of a GenBank genome assembly. Lineage: Eukaryota; Metazoa; Platyhelminthes; Trematoda; Strigeidida; Schistosomatidae.
GCCAACUGUGUGGCGGCCACAUCUUUUGCGCGAGUACUGUUUGUGUUUCAUAACGACUUCCUUACAUAACAGUACCGGGUACUUGUUGAUAGUCGAUCUCGCGCAGAUAUAUAUUCACAUAGUUCAUCCUGGAUUUUUUUGUAGGUCUAGUUCAUUAUUGACUGAUGUAAUCAUGUUACUCUUUUCAUGCUUAACAAUUGUUAACGGCUUUAAAGCCGUUAAUUUUUUUUAUUCGGUACGAAAGUGAUACGUCCCAUCUAGAAAUCUUUUUCGUCACAUAAGCAGUAAUUUUUAUGUGCUUCUGCUUAAAAAAUAUGACUCGUGUGGUACUGUCAUACUAUCGUAGUAUGUUAUUUAUAUCCUUUUGAUUCUUUUUGUUUUCUGUCUUCAACUUUUUCAUUACAAGAUGCCUCUGUUUACUCCUUGAAGUGUAAGUUCACCUAGCGCUUUAUGUACUGUUGAUCAGGGCAUUUUUAAUAAAGGUGGUUUAGCUGUCAGGUUGAAAUUUUGCAUUCAUGUACAAGGAUCGUUUUCAUCUUGCUAACUUCUGCCACGUAUUUGUAGUUAGGUCACAAUAUUUUCAUGAAAUAACAAGAAUACACCCACGUGGUCCUUGCGUUUCGAGGCACCACACAAACUCAACCCAACUCAUAGUAAAGUAAUUCAUUAUUCUUUCGAAUUUGUUAUUUUGACAUUCAGAACCUAGAUUGCUUUUAAACUUCCCAGUCUCCAGGUUGGUUUUGAUCGCCGGGAGUUGUGAACAACCUGAUCAUGCUGCAAAAUCUGCAUGUUUGACGUUUAGCUCCUGAGGAAAGUACAGAUCACACAUUUGGAUUUUCGCAUCCAAACCAUACUAUGUAACUAAAGAAAUUGAGUAUUUAGUACAUUCUGUGCUUAAUGUACACUACUUAUGCCUUUGCGUCAGCUUAGGGUGAAUAUUUUGUCACCGUUUAUAUUUCACAUGAUUUUGUGAUCCCUUUACUACUCGAUAUAGAUGAGUUCAUUUCUACAAUACUCAACUUGUCCCUACUAAUUACCUUAUCUCAAAAAAGCUCUUUCACAGACUAUCCUCUUUUUAAUUAUUCGAAAAGAUUUGGUUCAUGUUAAUAAUUUCAAACUCUUUGAUUAUGGGUUUUGUGAACUCCUUGCUUGUUUAUAGCACCUUCUGACGUGACCUAUAUCAUGAGGUAUAAAAUAGAAGUUUGUCUUCCAUCAUCCAAAAAGCUACAUGUUUAGAAUGUCUUCUGGGUUAAUUACACUCAGCCCAACUUUAUAUCUUACUGCUUCACUGCAUUGUAGUAUUCGUAACUACUCUAAUCUUAAUCCUAACCUUCCAAAAUAUUCAUAAAUGUAUCGUCAAUUCAACAAUCCACUAUUAGUUUUAAAGUGCGGAAAUUUUUACGGGAUUUUAUUUUAAAUUUCGCAUAUUACUGGCCUCCACUACCAAUAUUUAUUAGAGUUACUUUUCCCUUUUACAGAUUAUACUAGACGAGUGGAUUACCAUCUCUUUCUACUCUCAUUCUAUGUUUCCCUGAAUAGUGUUCUCAGGAAAAGAAAGCAUAAAUCAUUCCAUUAACUAUAGUAAUUUCUCAGUAAACGGGGCAGAAUCUCCAAGAUGGAUUUCAGAGAGCUUAAUGAAUAAUUAUGUUUACUCCUCCAAAGAAUGAAUGAGUCGUCAAAUCGUAACUGCCUAGUCGGUAGAAAUACUGGAUUGAAUCCUAACGUCAUGCGUGACAGUUUGCGUGUACUUAACUCUUCGUGUACUGUAACCACAACUACUCAUGCUCUUGAAAAUCGAUCAAAUUAUCCACCGAAUACUUCGAAUCACGGGUUUUUAUGCUCCGAAAAUGGUUUCAAUAAGUCUAUCUCCACUUUUCCCAAUUGUUCGGUUGAUUCUUGCUUUCCUAGUCUCACUGUCUCAAUGGAACAGAAUUUGGUUACGGAUUAUUCUCAGUGUCAUUCAUGUGGUAGCUCCCCACCGCCUCCAGCAUUAUCUCCCGUUAGUUCCUCUCCUACUCAUGGGAGCAACAACCAAAAUAACCAACCUUCCUCCCCUUCUCCUCCAAUCAUAGUCGCUGAAAUUCGAGGUCCUUCAUCCAUUUCAUCUCAAUCAGCUUCCGAGAAAAGCUCUCAUCCCAGGGGUGCAUUUAAAAUGAAUCAACAUGCUUCUCAAAUUCCGAGUAAACCACCGAAUUCUAGUUGCCCAAGGAUAGCAAGCGAUAUGUUUAUGUCUAGUUCCAGUAGUUCAUCUUCGUCUACAUCUUCCUCCUCGAUUUUGAACGAGGCUAACCAUUCUGCUAAUGGUUUACCAAUUCUCGAAAAAAUUUCUAUUGUUCUUGGUUCACCAAGACGACCAGUUGGCGAAAAUUCAAUAAUUCGCUCAAAUAACACUGAUUCACCUUUGAAAAAUGAAGAUGCAAGACUUCCAAAGCUGGUUCUAGAGAAUCAUAUCCAUUCAUCAAAUAGUAAAGAAAACUCCCCAGAGAAGGUUGAUGAAACCCUCAAAGCUGACUCGUCUGUUAAAAAUGAAGAUACUAAGUCGAAUGUAUUGAAUCAAAAGUCUAAAGUAGCAACAAAACGAAAAACAUCAGCUCGAUCAAGACGUCGACCUAAAUCACGAAAAAUUCGAGGAGAUUCUGAUUCCGAUUUUGAGCCAUUUUCCCAGUCUCAAGCAGGUGGAUCUCGUGGUAGAGCCGAUGCCAGAGCUCUUAUUCGUCGGGUUCAACAAAAAGUCAGCAAUAAAAAAUCUGUUGCUGGUGUUACAUCUGACACACCUGGUGGGACCAGUGCAGAUAUUGCAAUGCGCAGAAAGUAUUUAGAAUCACCCUUUUUAUGUCUUUGCCAAGCUGGAGGAACAGUUUCUAGUCUUAUGAAAACUUCGGACAACUUCACUAAAUACAAUUGCAUUCCUUCUGGAUCUAAAAUAGUCUGUAAUAAUUCAACUACUAAUAAUGAGUUGAUUGAUAUGAAUUCAUCUUUUUCUGCCCAUAUAAUUAACCCAGCUUUACGUGACUUGUCUGUUCAACAAGUUAAUGGAUACUUCUCUCAUUGUACCAUGCCUGCUAGUUGUCCAUUCAAAGCUAAUCUAAGUGGAAGCGCAUCAGUUAAACUUGAUAAACAUGACGUCGGCAUGGAAUCUCGUAGUAUUCUUACAGGUAUUACAUAUAGACCUUCAGGACCUCUCCGGGUACGUGACUAUCAGUUCCCAACCUCAGUAAAUCCUAAUAGCCUUUGGAUAUGUGCCUUCUGUGGUGAAGAUAACAAUUAUACUGAAAUUGGUUGUUUAUAUGGUCCCUAUUGGCUUACAGAAGCAGAUAUGAAGCAAUUACCUUCAGAGCUCAUCUAUGAUUCCACUAGUGAAUAUCAGUCUCCUGAUACAGUGACUCAGUCUAAUACACCCAUGACUCCUGUAUCCAGACGUGCAAGAAGUAUAGAAAAGGCAAUUCGUUCUGGUGUAAUUACUUCGACUACUACACGAUCGGCAGCAGCCCAAGGACGUCCUACAGCUGCUAAUACUGGUUUUCUUCGCCUAGUUAUCAAAGCUUCAAAUAGUACGAUAAAUAAUGAUCACUCCCCGACAAAAAAUUCACCCGAUCUAUCUAAGAUAACAAACUCUUGCAGGCCUAGAGUAGGAUCGAACGGUGAAGUCUGGUUUCAUUUUGAAUGUGUACUUUGGGCUCCUGGCACUUACGUGAAUGGAAAUGGUGUUAUUGGCGGUCUUGGUGAUGCAUUACAAUUAGCCCUUAAUGCACAUUGUUCACAUUGUCAAAGACCUGGAGCAAUUCUAAGUUGUUGUAAUCGAGGAUGCAAUUUGAGUUAUCAUUAUCAAUGCGCACAUAGAGCUGAAUGUCAUUUGGAUCGAGAUCAAUAUAUUUUGCUGUGCAAAAAGCAUCAUAUCUAUUCAUAGUCGGUUAAUCCAUUGGCAUAACAACAGAUAUCACAUAUAUACUUAUCAUAGUGAUUACGAAGUAUUUGUUUUUAUUACUGUUCCAUGUUUAUACAUCCUAACACAGUUAGUUGGUUUUUUUUUCUUCAAAAAAAGAAGCAUUGUUUUGUAAAGAUAUCUUGUAUAUGUAUGUAGUUAGAUAGAGGUAUGUUUGCACACUUUUUUUUUCUUCUUCUUCUUCAAUGAUAUGAUAUGUUGUAUAGGUGCUUAAUAAUUAUUGAAUCUAAACUACAGAAAUAAGUGAACACUUUCUUUCCUAUCACUUCACUACUUGUGAACAAACCACAAUGUAGAAAGAAAGAAAUAGUGAUUGUACAGUUCUUUCUUCCAUUUUUCUUUCUUUCGUUUUCAUUAUACACGUUUUGUUGUUUGUUUUUUACUCAUACAUGUACGUAUUUAUGCUCUUCAUAUUAUUAUUAUUAUUAUUAUUAUUAUUAUUAUUAUUAUUAUUUUUAUUAUUUUCCCUAUUUUGACUCAAACUAAAUCCGAUAGUAAUGAUAAUGAUCAAAAUAUACAAUCAAAUCUACUUAUCUAUCUGAUUUUAUCCAUGUAUUUUAUCAAUGGAAUUUGUUUCUCUAUGCAUGUAUAUCUAUUUAUGUAUGAAUUUAUUUAUGUAUAUGAAUUUGUUGAAAGAUUAUGCCUUUUAUAUUUAUUCUUUUGAAAAUGUAUAUUUAUCUCUAUGGGAACAAGUGACAAAUUGGUGAAAAGUUGGUGGGAUUUAAGGAGCAGUUGAUGAAAAUAUUUAUACCUAGUAGAUUUUGUGUGCACGUGUGUGUGUGUGUGUGAAUAAGUGUGCCAAGUGUUACUAUUCCUCUGAGUUUAUUUUUCCCUCAUUUUGAUCUAUAAAAUAUACCAAAAAUAAAUUGAAUAUUAAUUAUAGUGUAUACGUGUUUUCAAAUGUUGAGAGAAACAAUUCCACUUAGAGUUGUAUAUUCUGAUGAUUUCCAGUUGAUUUUUCUAAACUACUACUAUUCUUCUUUGUCUUAUCUGUUGGUUUUCUUUCCAAAGUAGUAUCCACUUGUAUAUGAAAGGUGUUUGUUAGUCUUGUUUUCUAGUUAAUUGUUUUUACUAUAAUUGUGCUUCUCUUAUUGUGUGUUUUUAAUACGAUUACUUCUAUGUGUGUAUAAGAAGUCAUGAUAUUGAUAUAUAUAUAUACUAUAACAGUCUAUCCGCCUACAGAUUAUGUGUGUCCAGUACCCAAGCUUGUUAUAUACUGUUUAUUUGUUUGUAAUCAUGACCUUAUACCAUGGAAAUUUUGCGUUUGUAUAUAUUUGUGCACUAAGUGAAUUAUUCUCAACUCAUACUUCAAUAUGGUGGACGACACUGUUUCUAUCAUCUCGUUCUCUCCUGACCAACUUGAGUAAGAAUUCCAGGUUUGUGUAGAAGUUUUUUUUGAUAGAGAACACAGGAAAACUAAUUUACAUACUAGUUAAAUCAAUAUGUAUUGACCAAAUUCAAUGAUUAUUCAUUACAAAAUUUGUUACUCAGUAUUUGUCACUUUGCAUAAAAUUACAAUGAAAGUGCCUUGAAAUCGACCAAUUAAUGUCAUACUGGAUAAAUCAAUACAAAUGAAAAAAUGUCUAAAGCCAGUUGUUCAAACAGUUAAUGGUAGCGGUUGGGGUCGAUUACAUUUAUUUGGUCACCCUCUCCCAAAUAAAACUAGGACAUAUCCGACUGUAAACUCUAUUUAUUAUUUGGCGGUCACUGCACCAUCAUUUUGGUGUGUUCUGUCUAU